Rotaria sp. Silwood2 is the source of this 1407-nucleotide messenger RNA. The record is from the annotation of a GenBank genome assembly. Lineage: Eukaryota; Metazoa; Rotifera; Eurotatoria; Philodinida; Philodinidae.
UAAUUACUUUAUCAAAGUACUUUAAAUCUGCAAUGCCACUUCUAAUCAGAAUGGAUCAAUGCACGAAAAAUUUGACUACAUGUCAUUCAGGCCACAAAUGUCGGCCUGGCCAGGCUGGCAGCUCUGGGCUGAAUGUCUACUUUUUUCAGCAUGUACCCAAUAGCAACUGUGUUUCAACCUCGAUUACACUAGCCAUGUGAUGACUCUGGACAAUUCACUAACGGCUAUUUGUCUCAAAUUCUACAUCCGAUAGUAUGCCGACUAAGUUGCGAUAUAUAUCUACCCUCAUGGUUAGUAUGCGACUAGUUAGUGGGUAUGAAGAGCUCAAACGAUUGAGCGCAAGAGUUCUGUGCCAUGAUAGACUCCUGUCCCAGGCUACAUCUAGUAACAGUUGUAGUGAAAAUAUCGGACGACUGAGUCUACCACGAGGCGGCAUUCCAAUACGGAAAGGGGAAAGGUAUUUCAUCUUCCAAUUACAUUCAUUCCGACUAAUCAACUACAUAGUAUAUGUUCUUGUACUUACUAUGUCUAUACUCGAUCAAUAUUUUCAAUCUGAUUCAUUCCCAUUCACUUGACCUAGAUGAGGAAAAUCUAUGUUAUUGAGAAUAAGCUAGAUUAACUAUCAAAUGAUUAUGACGAUGAUAUAUUACGAUUUAUAACUGUUAAUAUUCGAUUUUUCUAUUAUAGGAAGCAAGUACAGGACGUCGUCGUUUAUUAUCUCGAGUUCAAGGUACAUCAGAUAAUUCCAAUAGUCCAUUUGAUUUUUGGUCAUGUGGUUGGACAAAUUUAUCAAUUCAAUAUAAUGUUAAAUAUCCCAUGAAAGCAUUUUUUAGUGAAAAUAGUAAACAACGUUAUAAUGAUAUAUUUCAUUUAUUAAUUAUUUUACGUUAUGUUCAAAAUGAAUUAAAUAGUUUAUGGUUAACUUUAAAAACUCAACAUCAAAAUUCUUUAAUAUGGCAUUUAAGAAAUGCAAUGUCAUUUUUUAUAAAUAAUUUUCAAUAUUAUAUUCAAAUUGAUGUAUUAGAAUAUAAAUAUCAACAAUUAAUACGUUCAAUAUUAUCAAGUACUGAUUUUCAACAAAUAAAACAUUUACAUGAAUUAUUUUUAUCUGAUAUUCAACAACAUUCAUUUAUGCUCUUAGGAACAGCAUAUCAAUCAAUAAGAAAUAUUUUAUCAAUAUGUGCUUCAUUUUGUUUAACAGCAAAACAACAAGAUAAUAAUAUUAAUCUUGAUGAAAAUAUUUUACGACAAUUUGGACGAGAUUUUAAUGAUGAAAUUAAACUUUUAUUUGGAAUAUUAGGUAUGGUUCAAAAACAUAAUGCUUUACCACAUUUAGGUAUUUUUUUAACAAGACUUGAUUUCAAUCGAUUUUUGACAAAUAAUAAUGGAUCAUUUGGAGAAUUUUAA